Suillus fuscotomentosus is the source of this 1371-nucleotide messenger RNA. RefSeq lists its product as uncharacterized. The transcript is spliced from 4 exons. Lineage: Eukaryota; Fungi; Basidiomycota; Agaricomycetes; Boletales; Suillaceae. Bases 1 to 1371 code for a protein of 456 amino acids. The record is from RefSeq and is a predicted model, not a curated record.
AUGUCCGUUGCUCGUGGCAAGGGACGCCAUAUUGGUAAGGAAGGUCAUACGAACGUAAAUGAAAAGAACAAGGUUUGGGCCGAUCGUACUCAAUGGAGUAAGAAUCACUCCCAGAGUACCUGGAGGUCCACUUCUACGUCGUUGCCGCGAUCGGUGGGAGCAGGGGCCACACAAGAGACUCCACCGAGCUCCCAUUCAAUGAGCAUCCGGAAUGAGCGUGAUUUUUCCCUCGCCUUAUCUAUCCGGGCUGCUCAGGCAGACACAAGGGAAUGCCCCUGGUAUGGAGUGUGGGCUAAAGUCCUCCAAAAUUAUAUGUUUGCCGGGGCGGACGCAUCACGAACAUCAUGUACAUGCAUUCCACAAUACUCCCUCAUUGCAUCCCAUGAUUCCGGCCGCUCGCCGCCGAAUGGUGGCUCCGGUCGGUCCGAUUCUGACAUAUCCAUGGGCAGCCAUUCUUCAGAUCGGCAUUUGAUGACUCCAGGGGGCCCCCUUCCGGGACCACCACCUGUGCCCUACAACCCUACCCCAAAUUUCAGUCCUCAAUCACAGGCAAUUUUCGGAGGACCACUACCUCCCUUGACACCUAGCCCUGUGUACCCAGAUUUUCGUCGUCGUGAACCAUCCCCUGACAGUCCGACUACGCAGCACGUCACUCGUAUGCAGGCUCGUCGCGCUGUGAAUGUUUCCAACAAUCCUGUCAGCGCCUAUCCGCUGCCUCAAUAUUCGUCGUCGUCGUCAUAUCCGUAUCCAUAUCCAUCGGAUGGUACUUUCCCAAUAACUCCACCCAGGCCGACCACCACCUUUUCAAAUGCAUCUACCAGAAUUCCGUACUUUGUGCAAAUGCUCGAACAUGCACAACAGCCCUUCCCAGUCAUUCCCAGUCAUGUAAUCCGCCGGGUUAUUAUGAUAGUUGAAAUCAAACCGCAGUCAUAUGCUGUGCCCGGUGGGGUAUUCAAAUGGGAAACUAUCUGGAAGGAUCAAGUACAGGAACAAGUUCUUCAUGCAUUUGAGGCUGAUCGUACUCUGAAAUACUUGGGAGUCCUCAUAGCUGCAGGUCGUCGUUGGGUGUACAGCACUGUGAACCGUGGCAAGCUAGUUUCUCGCACAAUGUCAGAGAUGCGCGAUCCAACUUGGCGCGGCACUGGACCGCAAGUACCAUCGUCUGAUAAUUCCGUGGUAGAGGAGGGGGACGUCCAGCCUGUUCUUCCCUCGUGGAACAUCCCCGACUUUCUCCCCAAAGCAGAGAAUGGCACCUUAUAUCAAUUUGAUCUCCUGGACGCCAGGGGAGACUCCCUCAGAGCCUUUCAAGAAAUUGGCAUCUUAAUGGUGUGGGCAGGAGGGACGGUUUGGUAUUAUCGCGAGGCGGAAUAG